Messenger RNA from Scheffersomyces stipitis CBS 6054, 1383 nucleotides. RefSeq lists its product as uncharacterized. The transcript has a single exon. Gene Ontology annotation, biological process: GPI anchor biosynthetic process; protein processing. Gene Ontology annotation, cellular component: endoplasmic reticulum membrane; glycosylphosphatidylinositol-mannosyltransferase I complex. Gene Ontology annotation, molecular function: mannosyltransferase activity. Lineage: Eukaryota; Fungi; Ascomycota; Pichiomycetes; Serinales; Debaryomycetaceae. The record is from RefSeq and is a predicted model, not a curated record. The coding region runs from base 1 to 1383 and encodes 460 amino acids.
AUGUUCAGACAGAGAACUACCAUUUUCAACCCUUUAUCCACUCACGACAAUGUGGUUCAGAAAGCAGACCAGGCCGAGUUUGCUGUGCAACCUGCUGAAAAUAGCUUCUUCUUAGUAGAGAACAAAUACACUGUUUCGCAGUCUCUGGCAUUUCUGAAAUUCGAUCUUGUUAAGCAAUUGCGUAUCCAAAGCAGCGACAACCUGUUUCCAGAAGACCGCGUCUUCAACUACCGCUUAUCCGAAGGCGUCAAUGUAUAUGUGACUCCUCAGCACGUGAAAACCGAUGAAGAUAAGCAAGAGUUCUUUGGCCAGGUCAGGAGCCUCUUGAACAAAUUGUUAGACAUAGAAGUCAACAAAGAAAAUUGGACCAAAUCAGUAAAUGCUUUGCAUUUCCACAGUGCUGAAAGGCCUCGAUUAGAUGUUUCAAUUCUUAAUCUCGAAAAAUCAAGUGAAUUGAAGGAUUCGAUCAACUUUGACUUGUCAUAUAAUUCCGGGUCUGGAGUCGUAUUUAAACAAUUGUACUCCGUAGAUUCGCCCUUGUCGAUCCGAAAACAGAAUGGAUUGUACAAAGAGAUUGGUUUAUUCUUGGUAGAUGAACAAAUCAGCUCUAAAGACGAUGUAGUUUUGUCAGGACUCAGAGUCGUUUUUGGAGAUGAUCAGGAAGAAGAGAAUGUAUUCAAGACUUUGUUCCAUACAAAGCCCAGACACAGAUACAUCGACACAGGUAUAGACUCUCACAUCGAGGAAAAUGGUUUACAUCCGCUUUUGCACACUUCUUUUGCACAAGAAGUAACACCUCCGGAAGACCUGGAUGUCCAGGAAUGUAAUUUGUACUACUACGUAAGUCUCAACAAGUCGUUGAUUUUCGACGAGUUCCAGUCGAUUCCGAAUGGAGCAAAACUUGUAGUCAACCAAGGCUCUCGUGAUCUCGAACUCCCAGAGUACAAGGUAGGCGAGUGGGGCAACGAAGUAUUAUUUGAGUUCGCCAACUUCUCUGCACCCAGCAUUGAUUUUCCAUUACAUUCUCGUUACCAAAAGCCCAGCAACGAAACAGAUUCUACAGAAAUUUACAAUUCGCUACCAUUGAUCUUCUAUGGAUGUAGUGUUCGUGACGACUAUUUGCUUGACAAAUCGCCAUUUGACACCAAACAAACUAUAGGUGGAAACUACGAACUGUACUUCACAAAUGAUACUGUUUUCUAUCACUUCACACAUAACAGCGGCUCUCUGGUAGUAGUCAAUGUUCCUCACGGCACGUCGGACUUCGACAGCGUCAACACUAUUACUACAAUAGCUGUAGUCAUAGGCUCAGCUAUAAUUCUUUUCUCGUUAUUGAAAGCUUCCUUCAGAAGUUCUACAUUGUCUGAGAAAAAGAAACAAUAA